Hemiscyllium ocellatum (epaulette shark) is the source of this 3426-nucleotide messenger RNA. RefSeq names its product carbonic anhydrase XII (gene ca12). The record is from RefSeq and is a predicted model, not a curated record. Gene Ontology annotation, cellular component: plasma membrane. Lineage: Eukaryota; Metazoa; Chordata; Chondrichthyes; Orectolobiformes; Hemiscylliidae. Bases 182 to 1255 code for a protein of 357 amino acids. Gene Ontology annotation, molecular function: carbonate dehydratase activity; zinc ion binding. The transcript is spliced from 12 exons.
GGCUGCUUCAGUAUCCGUUGACUUCCAGGGUUUAAGGAAUCGUUGCUCUUUCUAACAGAAGGACUACACUCUUAAGCUCUACACAGUAACGCCCAGAGAGGCUGGGCCGAACCCACCCCCAACCCUCAUUAGAAACAGCUCAGACACUCAGACGGAGAGGGGAGAAGCCUGAGUCUGAAUCAUGUCCCUCGGCUCACGGUCGCGUUUCUGGAGAUCAGCGAUUCUCAUUCUUCGCCUCCUGGAUCUAAGGAGCAGAGGUCUGGCGUCUGGAGGAUCCGAGUGGACCUACACUGGAGAUCAUGGGGAAGAUCAUUGGGAAUCCACCUAUCCAGAAUGUGGGAAUCAUCAGCAGUCACCCAUUGACUUUCACACUGGCAUCUUUGAAUAUGAUCCAACUCUGGAACCUAUCCAGUUGCUCGGCUACAACCUAUCAGCAGCAGAGAAUUUCUCUUUAAUCAAUGACGGGCAUGCAGUAAAAAUGGCCUUGCCUCAAACCAUGCAAAUGAUCUGUGCAUCUCAUCGCUACACUGCUGUCCAACUCCAUUUGCACUGGGGGAGCGAAACUGAGACGCUGGGCUCUGAACACACCAUCAGUGGACGACAUUAUCCAUCAGAGUUACAUAUUGUCCACUAUAACUCUGAGAAAUACGGAGAUAUUUCCACAGCACAAGACAAGACUGAUGGGCUGGCUGUUCUGGGAAUUCUAAUUGAGAUUGGAUCCUUCAAUGCUGCUUAUGAACAGAUAUUUUCUCAUUUAACAGAAAUCCAGUUUAAAGGUAAAAAGAUCAAGAUGCCUGGUUUUAAUAUUAAUGAUCUUCUCCCUCGAGAGCUGGAUGAAUACUUUCGUUAUAAUGGCUCCUUGACCACCCCUCCAUGUUACCCCAGUGUGCUGUGGACAGUUUUCAGGAAACCUGUGCAAAUUUCUCGAGAGCAGCUGUCAGAGUUACAAAAAGACUUAUACUUCUCACGAAUGGAUGAAGCCAAUCAAACAGAAAUGGUGAACAAUUACAGACAUGUUCAGAAGCUUUGGGAGAGGGAAGUGUUCAUCUCAUUCCAUGAAGAUACUCUAAAUGCAGAACAUAAGCUGACGUUCGGUGUAAUCCUGACCAUUGCCUUGGGUUGUUUGCUGUGUGUUAUGGUUGCUUCAGCUCUGACCGUUUUCUUCCUACGGAAAAGAGCUGAUAAAACAACUGAAAAUAAUGGAGUUACUUACAAGCUGGCGACCAGCAAAGAAGAUGAGCUUUCACAAGCAUGAAUCACAAACUUGAUUAAAUAUAUUCUGGAAAUAGUUUAGUGGUGAUGGUCAGUACAGACAACUGAGGAUAUAGCAGCAGCGAUUUGAAUUGAUUUAUAAUUUGAUUUAUUUUGUCACAUUGUUUCUAGAUCAAGUGAAAUGUUUUGUAUUACAUGCAGUAGGGUGAUAGAACAGAACAAGGAGUACAAUGCUAUGACCGCAGAGAAGGUUCAUCAAGACCGAAGUCAACAUUAAAUUUGAAAGGUCCUUUCAGAAGUCUAAAAACUGCAGCAAAUAUGUUAUUCUUGGAUUUGUUGGUCAACGCUUUUAACAUUUUGUAUCAUCUGCCCAAUGGAAGAGGUUGGAGAGAUUGUAACUGGAUUGGAAGCGGUCUUUGAUUAUGUUGGCUACCUUUUCAAGACAGCAAAAGGUAUAUAGGGAGUCAAUGGUUGGAAGUUUGGCUUGUGUGAUGGACUGGGCUAUGUUCACAACUGAGCAGAGUAUUUGCCAUAACAAGCUGUGAUGCAUUGGGAUAGAGUGCGUUCUGUGGUGCAUCUAUAAUAAUUGCUAAGAGUCUUCAUAGACAUGCAGAAUUUCUUUAGCCCCCUGAGGAAGUUGAGGCAUUGUUGUAUUUUCUUGACCAUUGCAUCAACGUGAGUGGACCAGGACAGAAUGUUAGUUAUAGUCAUCCUGGGAACUAUCUCCACCUCAGCUCCAUUGAUGUGGAGGACAUGCCCUCAACUUUACUUCCUGUAGUUAAUGACCAGUUCUUUCGUUUUGCUGACGUUAUCUUUACACCAUGCUACCAAACCCUCUAUCUUUUUCCUGUAUUCCGUCUCAUCAUAGAAUCCCUGAAGUGUGGAAGCAAGCCCAUUUAGCCCACACCCACCCUCCAAAAAACACCCCACCCAAACCCUGCCCCAGCCCCUGCCCUAGCCCCUGCCCUAUCCUUGGAACCCCACAUUUUUCAUGACUAAUUCACCUAAAUGUGCAUAUCCCUGGACACUAUGGGCAAUUUAGCAUGAUCAAGCCACCUAACCUGCACAUCUUUGGAUUGUGGGAGGAAACUAGAAAACCCAGAGGAAACCCACACAGAUACAGGGAGAACGUGCAAAUUCUGCACAGAUAGUCGCCCAAGGCUGGAAUUGAACACCGCGUCUCUGGCAUUGUGAGGCAGCAGUGCUAACUGCUGAGCCAUUGUGCUGUCCUUUAUCUGAGAUCCAGCCUACAAUGGUGGUGUCAUCGGUGAACUUGUAGAUGGAGCUGGGAUGAAACUUGGUAGGGUUUAGCACCUAGCAACCUUGUGUCAUUCUGUGUAAAACUUUGACCUUCACUGAAUUCUUGUCUUUAACCUUUACUGAAGAAUAUCCAAAUGCUAUGUUUUAAUAACAAUCCUUAAAAUUCUAAUACAUCAAUUUUCCUCCCGGAUGCUGCUCAUUGCAUUGUCCUGAAGAUUAAUUUUCAAUCCCUGGAUAUUCCAGGUCAAUCCUGAAGAGUUGGCAACUUUAAAAAUCUUUGUGAGGGACAGACUCACUACUGUGUCUCUUUCUCUCUCACUGGAAUCUAUCUGAAGUUUAAUAGAAAUUCUGAGUCUCGGUGCAUUUGUUAAAGAAGUUUUGAUUUCUGACAGAGUUUUCUUGUGUUUAAUGUCCACUUCCAUGUGAAGACUUCUUGCCUUUCUUUCCCAACCUGAAUGCAGCACAAAAAGCCUUCCACACAGAAACAUCACAGAAACAGUGAGAAUUACGCUUCCCAUUUCCAUUCUCCACUCCUACUGCCAAAAUGUGGCCGCCUUACCCACUACUUACAACGAGGAAACUCAGCCUCACCUGUUUGAGCAUUUAAAGAUAGCAGACUUGGGGGUUGCAUAUGAACUAUCCCAUCUCCUCAGGAUCCUCGGCUGACCAGCAGCCUGCUGCAUCAUUUUAUUCAAAACAAGGUUGAUGUUUGUGUUAAGAACAAGCAUAACGGUUGUCAGUGCAACCUAAUUCCAUCAGUUGAACGAUAUCUUUGAGAUGGAAGACCAAUGCAAAGUCUUUGUUCCAUUUGCCUGUCUUGAAUAAGAAUGGCCGAUACAAUCAUUGGUCAUCUUCCCUUCUUCCAAAUGUAUGUAUCACUACUCUAUACAAUACUUACUGCCAUUAACAUUUUAAACAGCUUUUGCUUUCACAACUUGUCUUAGUUUUUCUGUA